GACCCUUUGAAUUUCCAACCAUCCAACAUCUACUGAGAACUUCCACUGCGAUACAGGAUACUCGACACAUCCAAGUCCAACCAAGGUUUCAACAUGGAUAAAGCAAAUUCCUCUAAAAAGCGAAAGAGCAUUGGCUCCGCUCCACCGCCAACGAAACGUGCAAAGAGCGAUGUGAAGGCUCCUACGAAAACAACGCCAAAUAAACCCCAGCCAAAAGGGAAGAACAAUGCAUCUCCUUCAACCAAUGGCGCCGGUAAGCCGAAAGGCCCGACUACCCGCUCUCGAAAGCGCGCGAGCGACUACAUGGGGGACUCGGACGACGAGAGCGUGAUGAUGACAAAACCGGACCUCUCACGGGAUGAUGAGCCAAAGGAACCUGAGAAGAGCGCACCUGCACCAAAAGAGAAGGCGGUUGAACAGAAGAAGCCGGUAAAGAAGGCGGCAACUAAGGCGGCGACCAAGGUGGAAACCAAGGUGGAAACCAAGGUGGAAACCAAGGCGGCACCCAAGGCGGAAACCAAGGCGGCAACCAAGGUGGAAACCAAGGCUCAACCGAAGCCGGCGAAACGCGCGAAGAAGGCCGAACCUGAACCAGAGCCAGAAGCCGAGGAGGAAGAGGUUGCUCUCCCAUCCGAUGAUGAUAACGAAAUCGAGGAUCAGACGGCCGCUUUACUUGCCGGAUUCUCCAGCUCGGACGAGGACGAAGAGGACGAGCAGAUUGGUGGCAUCGAGGAUGUACCCAGGGUGCCGACCUCCGAGGAUCUCAAGAAGUUGUCGGCCAAGAAGAGCAAUGGGAACGAGGAGCCCGGGACCAUUUAUAUAGGCCGCAUUCCGCACGGAUUCUACCCGCCGCAGAUGCACGCCUACUUCUCCCAAUUCGGCACCAUCAACAAACUCCGCAUGGCCCGCAACAAAAAGACCGGCCACUCCAAGCACUACGCCUUCUUGCAAUUCCACUCCGCCGACGUCGCCGAGAUCGUCGCCAAGACCAUGAACAACUACCUGCUCUUCGGCCACAUCCUCAAGGUGCGCUUCGUGCCCAAGGACCAGGUCCACAAGGACCUCUGGAAGGGCGCGAACAAGCGGUUCAAGGUCGUGCCACGCGCGACGCUGGAGCGGAAGAAGUUGGAAGCGACGGUGACACGCGAGCAGUGGGAGCGGCGUAUCAAGCGGGAGGAGGAGCGGCGUGAGAAGAAGAGGGUGGAGGCGGAGAAGUUGGGGUAUACGUUCGAAGCUCCGAAGUUGAAGAGCGUUGAUGAACUCCCGAUUCGAAAGGUAGAGAAGGAAGAGGAGGGCAAGGCGGAGGGGAAAGUGGCGGAGGAAAAGGUGGCAGAGGAGAAAGAGGCGGAGAAGCCUGCAGCGAUUGAGGCACCGAAAGUCGCGGAUGAUCCGGUCACCACCGCGGUGCGAAAUGCCACGAAGAAGGGGAAGAAGAAGCGGGUUUCUCAGUCCGAGAAAGUCCUUGCUGCCUAGGGUAUUGCCACUGUUGAUAGUUUUGGAUUGAUCUCAUUCUAAAUCCAUAUUAUUUCCUAAAUCUCAAUUCUACAUGCUUAUGCUAAGGAGCGCCAUAUCAUCAUGUC
Molecule: messenger RNA, 1580 nt
Organism: Eremomyces bilateralis CBS 781.70
Lineage: Eukaryota; Fungi; Ascomycota; Dothideomycetes; Eremomycetales; Eremomycetaceae
Exons: 3
Coding region: 94-1473 (459 amino acids)
Biological process (GO): maturation of LSU-rRNA from tricistronic rRNA transcript (SSU-rRNA, 5.8S rRNA, LSU-rRNA)
Cellular component (GO): nucleolus
Molecular function (GO): RNA binding
Source: RefSeq, a predicted model, not a curated record